AUGCUCUGCAGCAAGGGGGGUGCGGAUGUUGCUACGGUUGCAUCUACUUACUCUUCGGCAAUGCAGUCUUUGAUCAAGAACGGAUCAUUCAAAGUGGCCGACGUUACAGAUUCAGCUUCGGUGACGUUACCGACAGACAAGACAGAGGAGAAUGUGGCAGCAGAGCCUACUACUACAAGCAUCGUGGAGUGUGUGGAUGGCAUGUCGAUCAUCUCCCAAGGUAAGUUGAAUUCCUAUGGCUUCAAGAAGGCCUGCCAAGACGAUCCCUUUGCUUCGAAGUUGAACAGCGCUGACUCGCUCUAUUUGCUGAGGAUGGGUUUGACUGCGGAAAAUUUGGCAGCUUGCAGGAAAGCGGGAAUCGAUUCACCGAAGCUGUGCUUCAAUGUCCGUCAUCUCGAGAAGGGUGAGAAAAUCACAACAACCGUGGAAAUCCUCUACGACCUUGAUCUCUCACAAGCCUAUGUGAAAACGCUCUUUGACAAGCUCAAGCCGAAUGAGCCACUCAAGGAGAAGCUGUUCAAUGUUGUCGGCCAGGAAGAACGUGAUGAUUUCAAGAUGUACUUCUGGGGUGACAUCAGUACCAACCCACCAGUGCUUGCCACUCGCCCAAAGAUCAUGUACUUCAUCAAGAUGACGGUCCUACAAAGCGACGGCAAACCAGUGAGUGGGUCCCCCAGAGGGAGGACUCAACAUUUUAAUGCAACAAUAAUAUGUAACAUGUACAUGUACUACAUGUGCCUUCAUGUUGGGCAGUCCAAGACACAUGAUACCACCAAUGUGACAGUAGGUUACUAG
Cladocopium goreaui is the source of this 795-nucleotide messenger RNA. The record is from the annotation of a GenBank genome assembly. NCBI's taxonomy places the organism in Eukaryota, Dinophyceae, Suessiales, Symbiodiniaceae.